Guillardia theta CCMP2712 is the source of this 400-nucleotide messenger RNA. RefSeq lists its product as hypothetical. NCBI's taxonomy places the organism in Eukaryota, Cryptophyceae, Pyrenomonadales, Geminigeraceae. The transcript is spliced from 2 exons. The record is from RefSeq and is a predicted model, not a curated record. The annotation marks the transcript as partial.
AAUGCAAGAUGCCGUGAGGAUCCGCUCAGGCUUCGUCUACAUCGACCGAGACCAUGCCGUCACCUCCCUGGAGGUUGCAGGCGAGCAGGACAAGCCAGUGCACUUGGAAGUACCCUCAGCAGGGAAGCUGCUCGUGGACGGAUCUUUGCGUUUUGAAAAUGUGAAUCUGGUCAUCGACGGGACGGUGGAGGUAACGGGUGAUGUGGAUAUCGGCACUGGGACAGAGAUCAGUGGCAAUGGGCUCUUUGUUGUGCACGGGAAGUUUGACACAGGAGAUCUUCUCAAGCUGUUCAACUCCGGCGUGCAGAUCAAGGUGCAACCUGGCAGACUGUUGUGGGCGCAAAGGCUAUGGUUCGGGCACGCAGCGCAUCUGAUCAUCUAGUGAUGGUCAUGAUUUUUC